Coprinopsis cinerea okayama7#130 is the source of this 2973-nucleotide messenger RNA. RefSeq lists its product as hypothetical. Gene Ontology annotation, biological process: cell surface receptor signaling pathway. The transcript has 7 exons. Lineage: Eukaryota; Fungi; Basidiomycota; Agaricomycetes; Agaricales; Psathyrellaceae. Gene Ontology annotation, molecular function: protein binding. The record is from RefSeq and is a predicted model, not a curated record. The coding region runs from base 1 to 2973 and encodes 990 amino acids.
AUGAUCCACCGCGAGAACCUUCAAGCUGCUACCUACACCCAGCUCAACGACAAAAGCAGAUUCUGGAAUAUACGACGCAAUGUGACACUGCCCAUGGCCUUGACAAAUUGGGCGACGCCAAUACCUCACGGCGAACGGUGGGACUUUGAAACGCGCUAUGGAGCAUUAAUUGAAGUCCCUCGAUACUUGAAGCGAACAAGUGGAGUUUCCAAGGACCAGGUGAAUACAUUCCACCUGCUGUUGUACAGACGCCAGGGACGCGACGUCGAUCACAAAGCCAAAGGCCGUUCCCUUUCAGAACGCAACGAAGACGACCGAGGGGCUGUCCCAUCGACGGGAGAAUAUGUCAUAGAGGCCUCCAAACAGACAAUCGACAUUUUAAGGGAAGCCUCAGAUUUCCUUCCCUUCCCCGGCGCAAAGCAAGUGCUUGACGUUGCUCUGCUCCUAAUGACGACCUACGAUGACGUUACUGCUCUUGAGGAGCAGGUCAGAAGCCUAAACAAUCGCAUAGGCUACCUGAUGGUGCUCAUGGUGCACGGUAUUAGUGGGAAGGACGAGAAAGACAUCUCAGUCCCAGUUCGUCAAGAUAUCGAUAGCCUUGGACGUGACCUCCAAAUUAUUCAACAGGAUCUAGCGAAGAUUACAGCUCAGAACAAACUACUCCUCAUAUUCUUCAAAAACGCCAACAAAUCAAAGGUCGACGACUGUGUCGAACGGCUUAACGAUGCGUUGCAGUCGUUCCAGAUGAGUCGCACCAUCGAUACGGGCAAUCUCCUCUCACAAAUUCAAAGUAAACUUGGUAACAUCCAGAAAGGAGUUGGAAACAUUGAACAGAAGGUGGACGAAAUACACGCCUGGAUGGUACAGGAGAAAGGGCCUAGUUCCGACACGUCUACUCUUGUCCUGGAGGAAAUGCCUGUCCUGCCCAAGAUUUUUGGUCGCGAAGAGAUCAUCGACCGGGUUGCGCAAAGGCUAGUAGAGUCGAGGCCGAGAGUUGGUAUCCUCGGCGCUGGUGGGAUGGGCAAGACCAUGGUCGCGGUUUCAGUUCUUGACCAUCCGCAAGUGCAAACGAUAUACCAGCCAUCCUAUCGGUACUGGGUGCCUUGCGUCGGUGCAACCACCCUCCUUACCUUCCUUCAAAUUCUCUGCAAGGCACUGCAUGUUGCCUCCGACUGCAGUUCUCCCCUUAAAGACAUCAUCGACACCUUGAAAGCUUCGCCACAUCGCCGCUUAAUCCUUCUCGACAAUUUGGAAACAGUGAUGCAGCUACCGGAUAUCGUGUCAGAAGGCGGGAGGUUAUCUGCUGAACGCAUUCUCAACCAGCUCGCCAAUAUUCCCCACGUCUCUCUUCUCGUUACUGCCCGGACAAACUCUCUUCCAUCCGAUGUCAUCUCCUGGGACAUCGUCGCCCUGGGUGGCGUGGGCCUGGACGCCGCUCGAGCAAUCUUCACCAACAUACACCCUCCUUCAGCCGGGCAGUCCAAACUGGACGACUUGCUGAAGGCCCUAGGGUACAUGCCUUACGCCAUCACCCUGAUGGCGAAGCAGGCGUCCAAGUCGGGGGCGACCCCGAAGCAGUUACUCUCCUCUUGGAAGAGGAGUGGCGCGAAGUCGCUCACGAAGGACUUGCGAGAACGGAUGACACGCUCGAUCGAAUUCUCCGUCAAGAGCGCGACGGUGGAGGACGACCCUGACGCACGGAAGCUCCUGUCCAUCCUCGCCAGGCUUCCGUCUGGUACUACCAGGGAGCAUUUGGAAAACUGGUGGGGUAAGGAUGUGGACAACCUUCUCAAUGGCAUCGCGGCACUUAACGACACGGCCCUCAUUAUCCAGCGACAGCGUCGCGUUACUACGUCCCCCAUUCUGCAAGUCCUUCCCGUGGUUCAGUCGUACCUCCACGAGCACCCUCCCUACAACGCACCUUCGACCCUCCAAUCUGUCCUCGAGGCGUGUUGUCUCUUCGUUCUCCACCACAAGCCCGUUCCAGGUGACAAAUCUUUCAAAGAGGAUUUGAAGGAGCUUGACGUUGAGAAGAACAACAUCCUAUCCAUCUUUUUGUCCACCACUACCGAACGGCUGAGAUCCCUUUCCAUGCUCGACAAACAGUCUUGGGUCCUCGACGCCAUGCUUGCUUUCGCGUGGUAUCAGUACUGGAGCAAGAGGAGUACAGAGCUACUCGUCCAUCUACUCGCCAAUGUCGCCAACGAGGGCACCACUGAAGACGCCCCAAUACUCCGGCGGGUCGAUGAAGCACGCCACUGUCUUGGUCGGAUGAACUACCAACUCGGCUGCUUCCAAGACGCUUCCACAGAGCUUGAGAAGGCUUGCUUCACCUUCCGCAAACUGGAUACCACGGAAGACCGCGUCCGAGCGGGAGAGGCCACUCUCUCCCUUGUCGACGUUCAAAUGGUUCGAGGCCGACCGGGCCAUGAAAUCCAAGGACUCGUCGAGGCCGCCCAACAGGAUGUAGGAGAGGAUGUCAAAGGCAACGCCUUGGUGUUUCUCAGGAGAGGACUUUACAGUCGCCGGAACAAAGACCCGGAGAAGGGCCUAGAAUAUGCUGCACGCGCCAAAACCCUCCUCUCGCAACUGGACCAUAAACCCGCUCGCGAAAUCUCAGACUGCUUGCUUCUUAUUAGCCAGUGCCACGGGACCCUGCGCUCCAAUCCAGAUUGGUUAAACGCCUGUCUUGAAUCACUCGAGUUUUCGAGGUCGAUUGGGCUUGCUUCCUGGAUAUGUGCGGAUUUGCAUCUUCUUUCGGGCUGUUAUAUCUGGAUGGGGCGGUAUGAUGAAGGGAUUGGGACGCUGAAGCAGGCGUUGGAGAUGUAUGAUGAAGUUGGGGACCCGCAGGGCAUUGCGGCUGUGCUGCGAAUGACAGGGUAUGCGUAUGCGAAGAUGGGGGAUUUGGUUGGAGCUAGGGUAUUUGGAAUUGGAGGAGGCAGAAAAGACGAGGAAUGGGAUGGCGCAUUGUGA